Messenger RNA from Eruca vesicaria subsp. sativa (arugula), 830 nucleotides. Lineage: Eukaryota; Viridiplantae; Streptophyta; Magnoliopsida; Brassicales; Brassicaceae. The record is from the annotation of a GenBank genome assembly.
AUGGCGACAGAUGCAGGAUCAGAGUCGAUGGCAACGGUGGCUUCAAAGGCUCCGGUGACGGCUGAGAGGAGAGUCAGGACUGAUCUCGAUGAUCGUCUCCCCAAACCAUAUGUGCCACGAGCAAUGGUUGCACCUGACAUGGAAAAUGUUAACGGGACAAGGGGACACAAGCACCAAGACAUGUCUGUUCUUCAACAGCACGUAGCCUUCUUUGACCAGGACGGUGAUGGUAUCAUUUACCCAUCGGAGACAUUCAGAGGAUUUAGAGAACUUGGUUUCAACGUGAUCUCUAGUUUCUUUCUGACAUUCAUCGUGCAUCUUACCAUGAGUUACGCUACAUUGCCUACUUGGAUACCUUCUUUCUCCUUCCCGAUUUAUAUCAAAAACAUACACAGAGCCAAACAUGGAAGUGACACUUCUACUUACGACACAGAAGGAAGGUACAUUCCGGCAAAUCUGGAGAACAUGUUUAGUAAGUACGCACGUACUGUGCCUGAUAAGCUAACCCGUUACGAGCUCUGGCAAAUGACUGAGGCUAACCGCAACGCAUUUGAUUUCUUUGGCUGGGCGGCGAGUAAAAUGGAGUGGGGAGUACUAUACUUACUGGCUAAAGACGAGAAUGGCUACUUAUCCAAAGAAGCUGUUAGGAGAUGCUUCGAUGGGAGCUUGUUCGACUACUGCGCUAAGUCGAGAACUUCUAAAAAGACGGAUUGAUAACACGCUUACUAGUUUUUCUUGCUUUAUGGGCAGUUAUAAUGUCGUUAAGUAACCUUUGUUUAGUCUCUUAAACGAAAACACGAAUCAGAUAUCGUAUCUUUUUAAUACCUAAG